Messenger RNA from Lactuca sativa (garden lettuce), 1687 nucleotides. RefSeq names its product Hyp O-arabinosyltransferase-like protein. Gene Ontology annotation, molecular function: glycosyltransferase activity. The record is from RefSeq and is a predicted model, not a curated record. Lineage: Eukaryota; Viridiplantae; Streptophyta; Magnoliopsida; Asterales; Asteraceae.
AGACUCUUCAAAGCUGCAAAGAGAGAAAGAAUCAAAGGAUUGAGCAAGAGAAUUAAGAAAAAGAAAAACCCUUUUUGUCUGUCAUGGAUCUCGUCUAAAUUUCAACGUUGAAUGUCUGUGUUCAUUUACCAAUAGGCAUCUCAAUAUUCAAAAUCCUUCAAGAACCUUCUUCAAGAUUUUGCUGUUAUUCCACUACUUUCCAUUUGUGCGUUUCGCUACUUGAACGUUUCGUUCGUUUCUUCUGAUCAAAGUCUGCUCUUGCUUUUCAGUUACCAUUUGGUCAAUUAAGAUUCAUUUCUUGAGGCCUCAAUGAAUGCUACUUUGUUCUGAAAGAUAUUAAGAGUCCACAAAUGCUAAAUUAAAGGUUAAUGAUUCUGGAAUAGAAGUCACAAAUCACAAUGGCAAGGAAAAAUCUGGGUUGUUCAUCAUCAUCAUCAUUUCUUGUUCUUCUUGCUGUUGGUUCAUUCUUUGCUACAUAUAAUUUAAUAACAUUAGUGGUUCACAAUAGAACAGUGAAUCAUGCAAAAUAUACUUUUGAUCCGCUGGUUGUGAUGCCUGAUAAUGUGAAGAGAACCGGGGGUAAAAAGGUCUUAUUCCAUGUUGCACUCACAGCUACAGAUGCUCCUUACAGCAAAUGGCAAUGCAGGAUUAUGUAUUAUUGGUAUAAAAAGACAAGAGAUAUGGAGGGAUCAGAGAUGGGAAAGUUCACUAGAAUCCUGCAUUCUGGACAACCAGAUAAUUUGAUGGAUGAAAUUCCAACUUUUGUGGUUGACCCCCUUCCAUCAGGGUUGGAUCGAGGGUAUAUAGUUUUAAAUAGACCUUGGGCAUUUGUGCAAUGGCUGGAGAGGGUAACCAUUGAAGAAGAAUACAUAUUGAUGGCAGAGCCUGACCACAUAUUUGUAAAUCCACUGCCUAACUUAGCACGUGGAGAAUAUCCAGCUGGAUUUCCUUUUUUUUACAUCAAGCCUGAUGAAAAUGAAAAUAUAAUUAGAAAAUAUUAUCCUAAGGAGAAAGGACCAGUUACUAACAUUGACCCAAUUGGUAAUUCUCCUGUUAUUAUAAGAAAGGAUAUUCUUGAAAAAAUUGCUCCCACAUGGAUGAAUGUUUCUUUAAGAAUGAAGGAUGAUCCCGAGACUGAUAAAAAAUUUGGAUGGGUACUAGAAAUGUAUGCAUAUGCUGUGGCCUCUGCUUUGCAUGGUGUUCAACAUAUUCUUCGGAAAGAUUUUAUGCUCCAGCCCCCAUGGGACUUGGAAAUAGGCUAUAGGUUUAUCAUACAUUACACUUAUGGAUGUGACUACAACAUGAAGGGUGAGCUUACAUAUGGAAAGAUUGGAGAAUGGCGAUUUGACAAGAGAUCACAUCUGCGGGGCCCACCACCAAGAAAUAUUUCUAUGCCUCCACCCGGGGUUCCUGAAAGUGUGAGGACUCUUGUAAAGAUGGUGAAUGAAGCUACUGCCAAUAUUCCGGGAUGGGAUGCAACAUAACAGAUUGUCGGAUAAUUGAAGCUUGUUUCGUUUAUAGAGGAAAAAUACAUCGGAGUGAUUUAAUAUUUAUACAAAAAAAAACUUGUGCGUAAAGUAGUUUGUCUAAAUUAAAUGAAACGUGUUUAAAUACAAGUUAUAUAAGAACUAACACAAGCUAUUGGGAUGCGUUAUGAAUGUAAGUUGAUAAAAUUUUUGGUUGGUGA